Cercocebus atys (sooty mangabey) is the source of this 3015-nucleotide messenger RNA. It is a transcript of the gene AMT, whose product is annotated as aminomethyltransferase. Gene Ontology annotation, biological process: glycine catabolic process. The transcript is spliced from 9 exons. Gene Ontology annotation, cellular component: mitochondrion. Gene Ontology annotation, molecular function: protein binding; aminomethyltransferase activity. NCBI's taxonomy places the organism in Eukaryota, Metazoa, Chordata, Mammalia, Primates, Cercopithecidae. The record is from RefSeq and is a predicted model, not a curated record. The coding region runs from base 1203 to 2246 and encodes 347 amino acids.
ACCUGCUCCAUGUAUGAACCUGGAAGGCCAUUGCUGCCAUGGCAUUUGGGACACUUGAGGAAGAAACAGAAACCUUAUUUCUUCCUGUUCAAGCGAUUCUUCUGCCUCAGCCUCCCGAGUAGCUGGGAUUACAGGCAUGUGCCACCACACCUGGCCUGCCCCUUUCCAAGAGAGAUGCUCAGCAUGAUGAGAGAUCAGCCAUGGUAGGGAAUGGGUCCAAGUAAGGGUUUGCAUUGUUGCCUUUUAAGAGGCCUAGGUCCUCCAUUAACUCAGGCCAACCAUUAAGUGAUGCAGGCUGCUCUUCCUUCAUGUGAGAAAAACCUGUUUCCCUCUGGUUCUUCCUGGCUUUGCACCUGGUGGCUAUUAUGAAGCAGUACUGCAGUAUGUCUUGGACCUGGAAAGUUGGACAUGUGUGCGGCUCAACAGUUUUCUGGGAAGAGUUCAGUGACCUUUUGGUGGCCACCCUCUGCUCUCACCUAUGAGUUCUUGCAGGUGGCGACUUUACCUGCAAGGUCACUUACAUAGCCCCACUCAGCUGCUUUGGAAAGCAUGAUGGAGCAGUAGUCCUCAAUGUGUGUGUGAGUGAAGAGGACCUUGUGGUAGCAGGGACCAUGCUUCAUUUGUGGCUGUGUCCCCAUCCGAGGGCCUGGUAUGCAGUAAGAUCAAUACAUACUUGUGGAAUGCAUGACUCUGCUGGCUGCCUGUGUCUGCCUGGUGGGAGAGCUGUGGACCUAGAGAUCCACAUGAGGCCAGACUACUGUGGUGCUGCCUACCUGCCAGGCUGGCUCCACCCUGCUGUGACCUCUCCACCUUCCCCACCCCUACUUGACCUUACUCCCUUGAGGUCCUAAAGGUAUGAUUCAGACCUUUCCGCCCUUUCUGGAACUUUGACUUUUUGGAGACAGGGCGGUUCUGCAGGGGGCAGUCUAGCCCCUAGCUCUCUUCUGGGCAGCCCAAUCAGCUCUGGAUUGCCCAAGCUGCCCUGAAAAACCAGCUGAAAGAGCCGGAGGCUGUUUCCCUGUGGUUGGGAGUUCCUGCAUUCUCUGCUGUAAAUCCCAGCCUGCCCUUGGGGCUGCCCACGCCCCCUUCAGAUCCUUUGCUCCGGAGAGAGACCUGUCCGAGCAGAGGCCUGGACUACAUCUCCCGGCGUGCCUGGCAGUGUGGUGUCCUCUGUGCGCCAUCUGUGCUCGUUGCAGGCGACGAUGCAGAGGGUUGUAAGUGUGGUGGCCCAUCUGGGCUUUCGCUUGCAGGCAUUGCCCCCGGCCUUGUGUCGUCCACUCAGUUGCGCACAGACCAAGAUAUUUGGUAGUGACCGAGUGAAGCUGAUGGAGAGUCUAGUGGUUGGAGACAUUGCAGAGCUAAGACCAAACCAGGGGACAUUGUCGCUGUUUACCAACGAGGCUGGAGGCAUCUUAGAUGACUUGAUUGUAACCAAUACUUCUGAGGGGCACCUGUAUGUGGUGUCCAACGCUGGCUGCUGGGAGAAAGAUUUGGCCCUCAUGCAGGACAAGGUCAGGGAGCUUCAGAACCAGGGCAGAGAUGUGGGCCUGGAGGUGUUGGAUAAUGCCCUGCUAGCUCUGCAAGGUCCCACUGCAGCCCAAGUACUACAGGCCAGCGUGGCAGAUGACCUGAAGAAACUGCCCUUCAUGACUAGUGCUGUGAUGGAGGUGUUUGGUGUGUCUGGCUGCCGCGUGACCCGCUGUGGCUACACAGGAGAAGACGGUGUGGAGAUCUCGGUGCCGGCAGCGGAGGCAGUUCACCUGGCAACAGCUCUUCUGAAAAACCCAGAGGUGAAGCUGGCAGGGCUGGCAGCCAGGGAUAGUCUGCGCCUGGAGGCAGGCCUCUGCCUGUACGGGAAUGACAUUGAUGAACACACUACACCUGUGGAGGGCAGCCUCAGCUGGACACUGGGGAAGCGCCGCCGAGCUGCUAUGGAUUUCCCUGGAGCCAAGGUCAUUGUUCCCCAGCUGAAGGGCAAGGUGCAGCGGAGGCGUGUGGGGUUGAUGUGUGAGGGGGCCCCGAUGCGGGCACACAGUCCCAUCCUGAACAUGGAGGGUACCAAGAUUGGUACUGUGACUAGUGGCUGCCCCUCGCCCUCUCUGAAGAAGAAUGUGGCAAUGGGUUAUGUGCCCUGCGAGUACAGUCGUCCAGGGACAAUGCUGCUGGUAGAGGUGCGGCGGAAGCAGCAGAUGGCUGUGGUCAGCAAGAUGCCCUUUGUGCCCACAAACUACUAUACCCUCAAGUGAGGAUGGCUCAGGGUGGGGCUGUCCCCUCCAGGAGUCUUGCCUUGGAGGGCAUCCUACAAGGGGUUAGUCAAUCAGCUGAGGCAGAACUCACUAGGGGUGGGCAGCUAAGGUGGAGGCUGAUUCCAAUUGUCUGGUUGAGGGGUCAUACCACCUAUUCCCCCCACCUAACUCAUGCCACUCCAGCUUCCUUCAGGACCCUGCUUCUGAGUGACGGACCAGCUCACACAAUGUCUUGAGUCCAUGAUCCCACUGACCCACUCUUGCCUGCUGGAGGGUAAUGAGAAACUUUGGUUCUGCCAUCUCUCCCACUCUGCCAGGUGCUGGCUGUGGAGCAAAGGCUCACCUUUGUGGGGAGGAUAAAACCUGCCCAACCUACCUCACAAUGGUUUUUCACAUUGCAAAGGGUAAUAACAUGGGCGGUGUGGACUUAGGCCACCCCCUCCAGUUUGCUUUCCAUAAAUGCAAAUUGUCCCUACUGCAAGUCAGGAAUGAUUGCUGACUCAUAGUAGGGCUGCUAUGCCUGUGUAUAAACUUGGGAAUGGCUGAGGGAACAGAGACUUACUCUUCCACAUUCCCAAGUUGGUCUAGUGUGCUGCCCAGUAGCAAACCAUGGCAGGCUCACCACCUAUUCUGAGCUCCAGGGCUGUUGUAGGGCAGGGUGGGCUUCCUCCCAGACUUGCCUUACCCUGGGCUGACCUUUGCCCCUGGUAUGCAUUAAUGGACUCCACUGAAUCCUGAAAAAAAAAUUAAACUUCCUUCCUACUUGCCA